Messenger RNA from Peromyscus eremicus (cactus mouse), 10821 nucleotides. RefSeq names its product cadherin EGF LAG seven-pass G-type receptor 1 (gene Celsr1). The coding region runs from base 1 to 9024 and encodes 3007 amino acids. Gene Ontology annotation, cellular component: plasma membrane. Lineage: Eukaryota; Metazoa; Chordata; Mammalia; Rodentia; Cricetidae. The transcript is spliced from 35 exons. Gene Ontology annotation, molecular function: G protein-coupled receptor activity; calcium ion binding. Gene Ontology annotation, biological process: G protein-coupled receptor signaling pathway; homophilic cell-cell adhesion; cell surface receptor signaling pathway. The record is from RefSeq and is a predicted model, not a curated record.
AUGGCGCCGUCACCGCCGCGCGUGCUGCCCGCGCUGGUAUUGCUGGCCGCCGCCGCCCUGCCUGCUCUGGGGCUGGGAGCAGCCGCCUGGGAGCUGCGGGUGCCCGGCGGGGCCCGCGCCUUCGCCCUCCGACCGGGCUGGAUCUACAGGUUGGAUACCGCGCGCACAUCUCGGGAGCUGCUGGACGUGAGCCGUGAGGGACUGGCGGCGGGUCGGCGGCGUGGGCCAAGCUCGGGGACUCGGGACUGUGCGCGCUUGACAGGGAGGCUGCUGCCGCUGCAGGUCCGAUUGGUCACCCGCGACUCCCCGACGGCCCCGAGCCUGGUACUGAGGGCGCGCGCCUACGGUGCCCGCUGUGGGGUCCGGCUGCUGCGCCGCUCAGUCCGCGGUGCGGAGGUGCGCUCUCGAGCGGUCCGCUCCGUGCCCGGGCUCGGUGAUGCGCUCUGCUUCCCGGCCCCAGGUGGCGGCGCAGCCUCGCUGUCUUCGGUGCUCGAGGCCAUCACCACUUUCCCCGCCUGCAGCUGCCCGCCGCUGGCCGGGACCCGCUGCAAGCGCGGACCCAUCUGCCUGCCGCCGGGAGGCUCAGCGGGCUUGCGCCUGGUGUGCGCCCUGGGCCGCGCGGCUGGCGCCGUCUGGGUAGAACUGGUAAUAGAGGCGACCUCCGGGACGCCCUCAGAGUCGCCCUCGGUGUCGCCAUCGUCGCCUAGCCUGCCCCAGCCCCGGGCGGGGGCGGGGGCGGGGGCGGUGCGACGGUCCAGGCGGGGCGCGGGUAGCAGCACGAGCCCGCAGUUCCCGCUGCCCAGCUACCAGGUGUCAGUGCCUGAGAACGAGCCUGCGGGCACUGCGGUCAUAGAACUGCGCGCACACGACCCAGAUGAAGGCGAAGCCGGACGCCUGAGUUACCAGAUGGAGGCGCUGUUCGAUGAGCGCUCCAAUGGCUACUUCCUCAUCGACGCAGCCACGGGCGCAGUGACCACAGCCCGCGCCCUGGACCGCGAGACCAAGGACACUCAUGUACUUAAAGUUAGUGCUGUGGACCACGGCUCCCCGCGGCGCUCAGCUGCCACCUACCUCACCGUAACUGUCAGUGACACUAACGACCACAGCCCAGUCUUUGAGCAGUCUGAGUAUCGAGAGCGAAUUCGAGAGAACCUCGAGGUGGGCUAUGAGGUGUUAACCAUCCGUGCCACCGACGGGGAUGCGCCUUCCAACGCCAAUAUGCGCUACCGUCUGCUGGAGGGCGCGGGUGGUGUCUUUGAGAUAGACGCACGAUCCGGUGUGGUGCGCACCCGGGCUGUGGUGGACCGGGAGGAGGCGGCUGAGUACCAGCUGCUGGUGGAGGCCAAUGACCAGGGUCGAAAUCCAGGCCCACUCAGUGCCUCAGCCACCGUCCACAUAGUGGUAGAAGACGAGAAUGACAACUACCCCCAGUUCAGUGAGAAGCGCUAUGUGGUUCAAGUCCCAGAAGACGUAGCUGUCAACACGGCUGUGCUUCGAGUCCAGGCCACUGACCGGGACCAGGGGCAGAAUGCAGCCAUACACUACAGCAUUGUCAGUGGCAACCUGAAGGGCCAGUUCUAUUUGCAUUCGCUUAGUGGGAGCCUGGAUGUCAUCAACCCCCUGGACUUUGAGGCCAUCCGGGAGUAUACCCUGCGAAUCAAGGCGCAGGAUGGGGGCCGGCCUCCUCUCAUUAAUUCCUCAGGGCUGGUCUCAGUGCAGGUGUUAGAUGUGAAUGACAAUGCUCCCAUCUUUGUGAGUAGCCCUUUCCAGGCUGCGGUGCUGGAGAAUGUGCCCCUGGGCCACUCGGUGCUGCACAUCCAAGCAGUGGAUGCGGAUGCAGGGGAGAAUGCCAGGCUGCAGUAUCGCCUGGUGGACACAGCGCCUAUCUUGGGGGGCAGCAGUGUUGACCCUGAGAACCCUGCCUCUGCUCCAGACUUCCCCUUCCAGAUCCAUAACAGCUCUGGUUGGAUUACUGUGUGUGCGGAGUUGGACCGUGAGGAAAUAGAACACUAUAGCUUUGGGGUAGAAGCUGUGGACCAUGGCUCACCACCCAUGAGCUCCUCAGCCAGUGUGUCCAUCACAGUGCUGGAUGUAAACGAUAAUGAUCCAAUGUUCACACAGCCUGUGUAUGAGCUGCGUUUGAAUGAGGAUGCAGCUGUGGGGAGCAGUGUGCUGACCCUCAGAGCCCGAGACCGGGAUGCCAACAGUGUGAUCACCUACCAGCUGACAGGCGGCAACACCCGGAACCGCUUUGCACUCAGCAGCCAGAGUGGUGGUGGCCUCAUCACCUUGGCCCUGCCCCUGGACUACAAGCAGGAACGGCAAUAUGUGCUGGCUGUGACUGCAUCUGAUGGCACACGUUCACACACUGCACAGGUCUUUAUCAAUGUCACUGAUGCCAAUACCCACAGGCCGGUCUUCCAGAGCUCCCACUACACGGUUAGCGUUAGUGAAGACCGGCCCGUUGGCACCUCCAUUGCCACCAUCAGUGCCACAGAUGAAGAUACAGGUGAGAAUGCCCGCAUCACCUAUGUGCUAGAGGAUCCAGUACCACAGUUCCGAAUUGACCCGGACACCGGCACCAUCUAUACCAUGACGGAGCUUGACUAUGAGGACCAGGCUGCCUACACACUGGCCAUCACAGCUCAGGACAAUGGCAUUCCUCAGAAGUCAGACACCACCUCUCUGGAGAUCCUUAUCCUCGAUGCCAACGACAAUGCGCCCAGAUUCCUGCGGGAUUUCUACCAGGGUUCUGUUUUCGAGGAUGCCCCCCCAUCUACCAGUGUCCUCCAGGUCUCUGCGACUGACAGGGACUCGGGCCCUAAUGGCCGCCUCCUAUACACUUUCCAGGGUGGGGAUGAUGGUGAUGGAGACUUCUACAUCGAGCCCACGUCUGGUGUGAUCCGUACCCAGCGCCGGCUGGACAGAGAGAAUGUGGCCGUGUACAACCUUCACGCUCUGGCUGUAGAUCGGGGGAACCCUAACCCCCUUAGCGCUUCAGUGGAAAUCCAGGUGACUGUCUUGGACAUCAACGACAACCCCCCAGUGUUUGAGAAGGAUGAGCUAGAGCUGUUUGUGGAGGAGAACAGCCCUGUGGGUUCCGUGGUGGCAAGAAUAAGGGCCAGCGACCCUGAUGAAGGUCCCAACGCCCAGAUUAUGUAUCAGAUCGUGGAGGGCAAUGUGCCUGAGGUCUUCCAGCUGGACCUACUGAGUGGCGACCUCCGUGCCCUGGUGGAGCUGGAUUUUGAGGUCCGGAGGGACUAUAUGUUGGUGGUGCAGGCCACAUCUGCUCCUCUAGUAAGCCGGGCGACCGUGCACAUCCGUCUCCUGGACCAGAAUGACAAUCCCCCCGAGCUGCCUGACUUCCAGAUCCUCUUCAACAACUAUGUCACCAACAAGUCCAAUAGCUUCCCCAGUGGUGUCAUCGGCCGCAUCCCAGCCCAUGACCCUGACCUAUCCGACAGCCUCAACUACACCUUUCUUCAGGGCAAUGAGCUGAGUCUGCUGCUGCUGGAUCCCGCCACAGGAGAGCUGCAGCUCAGCAGGGACCUGGACAACAACCGGCCUCUGGAGGCCCUCAUGGAGGUGUCUGUGUCAGAUGGCAUCCACAGCGUCACGGCUCUCUGCACUCUGCGUGUUACCAUCAUUACAGAUGACAUGUUGACCAACAGCAUCACUGUCCGCCUGGAGAACAUGUCACAGGAGAAGUUCCUGUCCCCGCUGCUCUCCCUCUUUGUGGAAGGGGUGGCCACGGUCCUGUCCACCACCAAGGAUGACAUCUUCGUCUUCAACAUCCAGAAUGACACAGAUGUCAGCUCCAACAUCCUGAAUGUGACCUUCUCGGCGCUGCUCCCCGGUGGUGCUCGUGGCCGCUUCUUCCCAUCGGAGGACCUGCAGGAGCAGAUCUACCUGAACCGGACGCUGCUGACCACCAUCUCUGCCCAGCGCGUGCUACCCUUCGAUGACAACAUCUGCCUGAGGGAGCCGUGCGAGAACUACAUGAAGUGCGUGUCCGUGCUCAGGUUCGACAGCUCGGCACCCUUUAUCAGCUCCACCACGGUGCUCUUCCGACCCAUCCAUCCUAUCACUGGCCUGCGCUGCCGCUGCCCGCCGGGCUUCACCGGGGACUACUGGGAGCAUUGCCAGGUGAACGUUCGCUCAGGCCGCUGUGCCAGCGGAGUAUGCAAAAACGGGGGCACCUGCGUGAACCUGCUCAUCGGAGGCUUCCACUGUGUGUGCCCGCCCGGCGAGUACGAGCAUCCCUACUGCGAAGUCAGCACCAGGAGCUUCCCACCCCAGUCCUUUGUCACCUUCCGAGGCUUGCGGCAACGCUUCCACUUCACCGUCUCCCUUUCGUUUGCCACCCAAGACAGGAAUGCCCUGCUGCUCUACAAUGGCCGCUUCAACGAGAAGCAUGACUUCAUCGCCCUGGAGAUUGUGGAGGAGCAGCUGCAGCUCACGUUCUCGGCAGGUGAGACCACGACAACGGUGACACCGCAGGUCCCUGGAGGUGUGAGUGACGGGCGGUGGCAUUCGGUGCUGGUGCAGUACUACAACAAGCCCAACAUCGGCCACCUGGGCCUGCCCCAUGGGCCGUCUGGAGAGAAGGUAGCUGUGGUAACCGUGGAUGAUUGUGAUGCAGCUGUGGCCGUGCACUUCGGAAGUUACGUUGGGAACUACAGCUGUGCUGCCCAGGGCACGCAGAGCGGCUCCAAGAAGUCACUGGAUCUGACUGGACCUCUGCUCCUGGGUGGUGUCCCCAACCUGCCAGAAGACUUCCCCGUGCAUAGCCGACAGUUUGUGGGAUGCAUGCGAAACCUGUCCGUCGAUGGUAGGAUUGUGGACAUGGCUGCGUUCAUUGCCAACAAUGGCACCAGGGCAGGCUGUGCUUCUCAGAGGAACUUCUGCGAUGGGACCUCAUGCCAGAACGGGGGCACCUGUGUGAACAGGUGGAACACAUACCUGUGCGAAUGUCCACUCCGCUUUGGUGGGAAGAACUGUGAACAAGUUAUGCCACACCCGCAGCGCUUCAGUGGCGAGAGCGUUGUGUCUUGGAGCGACCUAGACAUCACCAUCUCUGUGCCUUGGUACCUGGGGCUCAUGUUCCGGACUCGGAAGGAGGAUGGCGUGCUGAUGGAGGCCACAGCUGGCACAUCUUCCAGGCUCCAUCUCCAGAUUCUCAACAGCUACAUCCAGUUUGAGGUCUCCCACGGUCCCUCCGACAUGGCAUCCAUGCAGCUGUCCAAGUCCCGUAUAAGCGAUGGAGAAUGGCAUCACCUGCUAAUAGAACUGAGGAGCGCCAAGGAGGGCAAGGACAUCAAAUACCUGGCAGUCAUGACCUUGGACUAUGGGAUGGACCAGAGCACGGUGCAGAUUGGGAACCAGCUUCCUGGGUUGAAGAUGCGGACUAUUGUCAUCGGAGGCGUGUCCGAGGACAAGUUGUCUGUGCGCCGUGGUUUCCGAGGCUGUAUGCAGGGCGUGAGGAUGGGGGAGACAUCUACCAACAUUGCCACCCUGAACAUGAAUGACGCCCUCAAGGUCAGGGUCAAGGAUGGCUGUGACGUGGAGGACCCAUGUGCCUCAAGCCCCUGCCCUCCACACAGCCACUGCCGGGACACCUGGGACAGCUACUCCUGCGUCUGUGACAGAGGCUACUUUGGAAGAAAGUGUGUGGACGCAUGUCUCCUGAACCCCUGCAAGCAUGUCGCGGCCUGUGUGCGCUCCCCCAACAGUCCUCGAGGCUACUCAUGCGAAUGUGGGCCCGGCCACUAUGGGCAGUACUGCGAGAACAAAGUCGACCUUCCAUGCCCCAAAGGCUGGUGGGGGAACCCGGUGUGUGGUCCUUGUCACUGUGCUGUCAGUCAGGGCUUUGAUCCGGACUGCAACAAGACCAACGGCCAAUGCCAGUGCAAGGAGAAUUACUACAAGCCCCCAGCCCAGGAUGCCUGUCUUCCCUGUGACUGCUUCCCCCACGGCUCCCACAGCCGUGCCUGCGACAUGGACACCGGCCAGUGUGCCUGCAAGCCUGGUGUUAUCGGCCGCCAAUGCAACCGCUGCGAUAACCCCUUCGCUGAGGUCACCUCACUCGGCUGUGAAGUGAUCUACAAUGGGUGUCCCAGAGCAUUUGAGGCUGGCAUCUGGUGGCCACAGACGAAGUUUGGGCAGCCAGCAGCGGUGCCGUGCCCCAAAGGAUCAGUGGGCAACGCAAUUCGGCACUGCAGUGGAGAGAAGGGCUGGCUUCCCCCAGAGCUCUUCAACUGCACCUCAGGCUCUUUUGUGGAUCUCAAGGCCAUGAAUGAGAAGCUGAGCCGAAAUGAGACCAGGAUGGAUGGAGACAGGUCCCUGAGGCUGGCAAAGGCACUGAGGAACGCCACGCGGCACAAUGGUACGCUCUUUGGCAAUGAUGUGCGCACGGCCUACCAGCUGUUGGUCCGCGUCCUGAAGCAUGAGAGCCACCAGCAGGGCUUCGACUUGGCGGCCACUCGUGAGGCUGACUUCCAUGAGGAUGUUGUCCACACAGGCAGCGCCCUCCUGGCCCCGGCUACACAGGCAGCGUGGGAACAGAUCCAGCGGAGUGAGGGGGGCGCCGCGCAGCUGCUCAGGCACUUCGAGGCGUACUUCAGCAAUGUGGCACGGAAUGUGAAAAGGACCUAUCUGAGGCCCUUCGUCAUCAUCACCGCCAACAUGAUUCUUGCAGUUGACAUCUUCGACAAGUUUAACUUCACCGGUGCCCAGGUGCCAAGGUUUGAGGACAUUCGGGAAGAGUUUCCAAGGGAGUUGGCGUCCUCUGUGUCCUUCCCAGCUGACACCUUCAAACCACCUGAGAAAAAAGAAGGCCCCAUGGUGAGGCCGGCCGGCCGGAGGACGGCACCACAGACAGCACAACCGGAACCCAGGGCUGAGAGAGAAACCUCAUUCAGCAGACAGAGGAGACACCCCGAUGAACCCGGCCAGUUUGCUGUUGCCCUGGUCAUCAUCUACCGGACCCUGGGUCAGCUGCUGCCUGAACACUAUGACCCCGACCACCGCAGCCUCCGACUGCCUAACCGGCCCGUCAUCAACACCCCGGUAGUGAGUGCUAUGGUGUACAGUGAGGGGACCCCACUCCCCAGCUCUCUGCAGAGGCCCAUCCUGGUGGAGUUUGCCCUGUUGGAGACCGAGGAGCGGAGCAAGCCUGUCUGUGUAUUCUGGAACCACUCCCUUGACAUCGGUGGGACUGGAGGGUGGUCAGCUAAGGGCUGUGAGCUACUCUCAAGGAACCGGACCCACGUCACAUGCCAGUGUAGCCGCUCGGCCAGCUGCGCGGUGCUCAUGGACAUUUCCAGGCGUGAGCAUGGGGAGGUUCUGCCCCUGAAGAUCAUCACCUAUGCCGCCCUGUCCUUGUCCCUGGUGGCCCUCCUGGUGGCCUUCGUCCUGCUCUCCCUUGUCCGGACACUGCGCUCCAACCUGCACAGCAUUCACAAGAACCUCAUUGGGGCACUGUUCUUCUCCCAGCUCAUCUUCAUGGUCGGGAUCAACCAGACCGAGAACCCGUUCCUCUGCACGGUGGUCGCCAUCCUUCUGCAUUACGUCUCCAUGAGCACCUUUGCCUGGACCCUGGUGGAGAACUUGCAUGUCUACCGCAUGCUGACGGAAGUGCGCAACAUCGACACGGGGCCCAUGAGGUUCUACCACGUGGUGGGCUGGGGCAUCCCUGCCAUUGUCACAGGACUGGCUGUUGGCUUGGACCCUCAGGGCUACGGGAACCCUGACUUCUGCUGGCUGUCUCUUCAGGACAGCCUGAUCUGGAGCUUUGCUGGGCCUGUCGGAAUGGUUAUAAUCAUCAACACGGUCAUCUUUGUCCUGUCUGCAAAGGUUUCCUGCCAAAGAAAACGCAAUUACUAUGAGAGAAAGGGGGUUGUCUCCCUGCUGAGGACCGCCUUCCUGCUGCUGCUGCUCGUCAGCGCCACCUGGCUGCUGGGACUGCUGGCUGUGAACAGUGACACUCUGAGCUUCCACUACCUCUUCGCGGCCUUCAGCUGCUUGCAGGGCAUCUUUGUCCUCCUGUUCCACUGCGUGACCCACCGGGAGGUGCGGAAGCACCUGAGGGCAGUGCUGGCCGGGAAGAAGCUGCAUCUGGAUGACUCAGCCACCACAAGGGCCACCCUGCUAACGCGCUCCCUCAACUGCAACAACACAUACAGCGAAGGACCAGACAUGCUCCGCACGGCCCUGGGCGAGUCCACAGCCUCUCUGGACAGUACCACCAGGGAUGAAGGGGUCCAGAAGCUCAGUGUGUCUUCUGGACCAGCGCGUGGUAGCCACGGAGAACCAGAUACAUCCUUCAUCCCUAGGAACUCCAAGAAACCCCAUGGCCCUGACUCUGACUCUGACAGUGAACUGUCCCUGGAUGAACACAGUAGUUCCUACGCCUCUUCACACUCAUCAGACAGCGAGGACGAUGGGGGGGAAGCUGAAGACAAAUGGAAUCCGGCUGGGGGCCCCGUCCACAGCACCCCAAAAGCAGAUGCUCUAGCCAACCAUGUCCCAGCUGGCUGGCCCGAUGAAAGCCUGGCCGGGAGCGACAGUGAGGAGCUGGACACUGAGCCCCACCUGAAGGUGGAGACCAAGGUCAGCGUGGAGCUACACCGGCAGGCACAGGGCAAUCACUGUGGUGACCGGCCCCCUGACCUGGAAAGUGGGGUCCUGGCCAAGCCAGUGGCUCUGCUCAGCAGCCAGCCCCAGGAGCAGCGGAAAGGCAUCCUGAAAAACAAAGUCACCUACCCGCCACCACUGCCAGAGCAGCCACUGAAGUGCCGCCUUCGAGAGAAGCUGGCCGACUGUGAGCAAAGCCCCUCGUCUUCCCGCACGUCCUCCCUUGGUUCUGGUGAUGGCGUCCGUACCACUGACUGUGUUAUUACCAUCAAGACUCCCAGGAGGGAGCCGGGCCGUGAACAUCUCAACGGGGUGGCCAUGAAUGUAUGCACAGGGAGUGCUCAGGCCAAUGGCUCCGACUCAGAAGGCAGUAAUGAAACUUCAAUUUGAACCAUCAGGAAACCAUGAGGCACAGUCAACUCGACAGACUGCCAGUCAAGCCCUCGGACCUUGAAGCCUGGGACUGCUGCCUGUGGGGCAGGCCGGCCCUUGGUGUGAGGGUCCCUGCAAUGGCAGCCGGCUUUACACAGAAUGUCCAGAUGGGAAGCCCUUGGCCCUCUCAGGAACUCAGGGCCCAUUGGACUCUGUGACAAGUGCCAAAGCCACAGGCAUGUCUCAAGAGGGAGAGAUGGACUUCAGGCUGGCAUGGCUCCGUCCCCAGACUGCAGACAGAACCCAAACUGUGCUGCUGACCUGGCCACAAGAGGCCUUGACAAAAGCCAUAGAGAGCCUGAGCUGGACUUGGUGAAUUACUGUGCCAGGCCCUUUGGCAUGCCAGGGCUCAGAUACCAGACACAGGCAAGGCCCAGCUGUCCCCGGGGGCAUCUCCUUGCAAUACAAAACCAUGGUGUCUCAGUCUCAGUCUGCAAAGGUACCCUGUUGCUGUUUAAAAUUGUAAAUACAUAGUAAAUCUGUCCUGGACUUGGAGAAGAUGGGUACCUGUAUAUAUUUUACAAUGUCCUGACUUUGCUGACACUGGAGAGCCAUGAAAUGGCGUCCCAAGGAAGCUUGCACAUUUGUACUUGCAUCUGGAAUGUCAACACAGCUGGUCCCACAGUGCCCAGGUAGGGACGACAUGGGCUCUGAAGUUGAUACAGCCAUCACCAAUUCCUGCAGCUGCUUCCAGCCAGCAAGCCAGGGAGUGUGGGUGUUCUGCUGGCCUUUGGAGCACACAGCUGUGCGCGCUCAGCUCCCUGGAUCCAGGACGGGGCUGGCCUGUGAAGUGUGGCUGCCACAGCCGACUUCCCACAGGGUGAAAUCCCGAGUGCUCUGCCACCCCCACACCCUUGUGCCAGGUCCACUCCUGGCACGUCUCUGGAGCUUCCCCGUCAGCCCAGUACUGCAGGGGGAGAAUUUCUUUGUCCCUGCUCCCCAUAGGAUCUGAGUGCUCAUGUUCCUGAUUCAGAGGGACCCCUGAGGUCCUCCAAGAUGUCACAUUCCUUCCUGCCAAUGUUCUACUCUUUCAAACUCCAGGGCUCUCUGGGCAGGCAGGGGCUCCACCCCCAAAAUCUGACCAAUUACAUCAUUUUGCUUUAAGUGGCCAAUUGUGCAGAGAAACAAAGCCACAGUCCCACUUUUCAAUGGUUACCAAAUUCUUUUUGGAAACUCACACCAAGAACUGCUGUGACCAGCCCACCGUAAGCCACCAUGCGGCCAAGCCCCAGGGACUGGGGCCCAGAGUUGUUCAGCCCCGUCUACUUCAGCAUUCACCGCUGUCCGAAUCGGGUGUAGGGGAGGUGUGCAGCUGCUCUCGGAUGGGACACACUAAACAAGGCCGUCAACUACAAGGACUUUCACAGCACGCUGCGCUCCCAUGAGUGUGCGGAACUGCUAAGGAUCAACCUGUGUGAGAGGAAAGUCUACGUGACGUGGUCUGAGGCCACUCACUGCUGCGAGGGUGAAGGGUGGCCCCAGGUGGCCUCUGAGGAUGGCCAGGAUACAAAGAAUGACCUGGCACCGGGAAGCUUCAGUCUCCAGGAGUUGGAGCACUGUGAUCGCGCACGACUCCACAACCCCAUGCCACCCCAGAAGGUGGAGUUUUUAAUUUGAGCACAACUGUUACCAAAACAAAGCAAGCCGUCAGUUUUAAACUGUUUUUAUGACCUAAGACUUUACAGAUUCAACACUGGAGGUUUUUAACAGGUGUAUUUAUUACUGUUCAGCACUGGAUGACCACACAGGUGAGAC